GGCGGGAGCGCGUGGAGCAGCUGGCGGAGAACACCCGCUACUUCAGACGGCGCCUGACGGAGAUGGGGUUCAUCAUCUACGGGAACAGCGACUCCCCCGUGGUCCCCCUGAUGCUCUACAUGCCAGCCAAGAUCGGGGCGUUUGGACGGGAGAUGCUGAGGAGGAACAUCGGGGUGGUAGUUGUGGGGUUUCCCGCCACCCCCAUCAUCGAGUCCCGAGCCCGAUUCUGUGUGUCCGCGGCCCACACCAGGGACAUGCUGGACGAGGCUCUGGAUAAGAUCUCGGAGGUGGGCGACCUCCUCCAGCUGAAGUAUUCCCGCCACCAUUUUGUGCCAUUGCUGGAUCGGCCGUUUGAUGAGACGACGUAUGAGGAGACGGAGGACUGAUCCGCGCAGACACCGCGCCAUAAUCCAGCCAGACACUGACCCGCUGACCCCGCUCCGGGGGGCUCUUUAUAUUUGUACAUUUUUCUCUUUUCCAUUUUACACCCUAUUUAUUGGGGAUGGGACCAGUGACGACGUCUCCCGUCUGAGGCCCUCGUCCCGUGUCGGGGGGGGGGGGGGGGGCAGAUUCCUGGGCAGCUAUUCACAUCCCGCGCGUCCGCGUCAUCCUGCGCGGGGGAGGAGCAGCACAGGUGCUACAUAUGGUGCUGACCUGAAGAGCUGUGGGCCGGGCCCCUGACCAUGACGCCUCUGUGGGUGGAGGCUGAGGAAGCCGGGCUGGGCCUGACAUCUGCUUGUUCGUGGCCCCUGGAGGGUUUGUGUAGUGGGGGCCCCGUGGCUGCUCUUCUCGGUCUGACCUCGGGGGCCAUAGUGUUUAUCCUCGGUGCGGCUCCAGAUGAGGUUGGUGGUUGAAGGACCAGUAUGGGGUGGGGAGGGGUGCGGAGCGCUCUGUACCCCACUUUCUACCCUCUUUCACAUUCCUCCUUGUUAGGGUUCUGGGCCCUGAGGUCGGGCCCCCGCCCAUGUUGCCUUCUUUGUGCCAUGAUGUUUAAAUGUACUGAGCCAAAAGAAUUCCCACAGCACGAGCCACACCGGCAGAGACGCCCGGAACCAAGGGACCGCCGGGGGGGGGGGGGGGCGCGCAACGGAUACGGCAGAGACGCCCGGAACCAAGGGACCGCCAGGGGGGGCGCGCAACGGAUGCGGCAGAGACGCCCGGGAACAAGGGACCGCCGGGGGGGCGCGCAACGGAUGCGGCAGAGAUGCCCGGAAACCAAGGGACCGCCAGGGGGGGCGCGCAACGGAUGCGGCAGAGAUGCCCGGGAACCAAGGGACCGCCGGGGGGGGGCGCGCAA
This is a messenger RNA of Hyla sarda, 1297 nucleotides long. Its product is annotated as serine palmitoyltransferase 2. Gene Ontology annotation, cellular component: serine palmitoyltransferase complex. Gene Ontology annotation, molecular function: pyridoxal phosphate binding; serine C-palmitoyltransferase activity. Gene Ontology annotation, biological process: ceramide biosynthetic process; sphingosine biosynthetic process. The record is from RefSeq and is a predicted model, not a curated record. NCBI's taxonomy places the organism in Eukaryota, Metazoa, Chordata, Amphibia, Anura, Hylidae.